AAAAAAAAAUAGAAUGGUGAAUCCAUCUUCUAUCACAGUGAAAAUAAAAUGAUUUUGGGUCUCUUAAAGUUUCAAUCUUUAAGCAAUUCUUGUUCUUCCACCUUUUGAUUCAUCUACCCUUUUGCAUUUAUUUACUGUAUCUUUUGUUGUAUACUUGAAUAUGGACACAAGAAAACUAAUACCCAUUUUAAGGGUUUGUGUGAAUUCCAAGUCAUUGAAGCAAGGAAAACUCAUCCAUAACAAAGUUGUAACUUUUGGUUUACAAAAUGAUAAUUUUUUGUGCAAAAACUUGAUUAGUCUAUAUGUUUCUUGCAAUUUGUAUGAUUAUGCAAAACAUGUUUUUGAUGCCAUUGAAAAGCCUUUUGAGAUAACUUUAUGGAAUAGUCUUAUGGCAGGUUAUACUAAGAAUUAUAUGUAUGUUGAAGCCCUAGGGCUUUUUGAUAAGUUGAUGCAUUAUCCUGAUUUGAAACCUGAUAGUUAUACAUACCCUAGUGUUCUUAAAGCUUGCGGUGGGCUUUGUAGGGUUGUGUUAGGGCAAAUGAUUCAUACAUGUUUGAUUAAAACUGGUUUAAUGAUGGACAUUGUUGUUGGAAGUUCUGUUGUUGGUAUGUAUGCUAAAUGUAAUGCAUUUGAGUAUGCUGUUCAGAUGUUCGAUGAAAUGCCUGAUAAGGAUGUGGCGUGUUGGAAUACAGUGAUUUCUUGUUAUUAUCAAAGUGGGAAAUUUGAAGAAGCUUUACGAUACUUUGGUAUGAUGAGGAGAUUUGGGUUUGUGCCUGAUUCGGUUACGGUCACAACUGCUAUUUCAUCGUGUGCUAGGCUUUUUGAUUUGGAUAGAGGAAGGGAAAUUCAUAAGGAGUUGGUUAAUAGUGGGUUUCAGCUGGAUUCUUAUGUUGGCUCUGCGCUUGUUGACAUGUAUGGAAAAUGUGGUCAAUUGGAAAUGGCUAUAGAGGUUUUCGAGCAAAUGCCUAAAAAGACUGUUGUUGCUUGGAAUUCGAUGAUUUCAGGAUAUGGUUUCAAAGGUGAUUGCUUUUCAUGCAUUCAACUUUUUAAGAGAAUGUACAGUGAAGGAGUCAAGCCAACUUUGACUACUUUGAGCAGUAUAAUAAUGGCUUGUUCACGAUCAGCGCGACUACUAGAGGGAAAAUUUGUUCAUGGAUAUAUUAUACGAAACAGAAUACAGCCUGAUGUUUUUAUUAAUAGCUCACUCAUGGAUCUGUACAUCAAAUGUGGAAAGGUUGAGUCAGCUGAAAACAUCUUUAAAUUGAUACCAAAGACAACGGCAGUUUCUUGGAAUGUUAUGAUUUCGGGAUAUGUAGCUCAAGGGAAACUUUUUGAAGCCCUUGGCCUCUUCAAUGAAAUGAGACAAUCAUUUGUUGAACCAGAUGCUAUUACUUUCACCAGUAUUUUAGCAGCUUGUUCGCAACUAGCUGCACUAGAGAAAGGUAAAGAAAUUCACAAUCUGAUUGUUGAGAGAAAUUUGGGAAACAAUGAAGUGGUUAUGGGGGCUCUCCUUGAUAUGUAUGCAAAGUGUGGUGCUGUAGAUGAAGCAUUUGGUGUUUUCGAAUGUUUGCCUGAAAGAGAUCUGGUGUCAUGGACUUCCAUGAUUACCGCUUAUGGGUCUCAUGGUCAGGUGUAUGAAGCUUUGGAGCUUUUUGCUAAAAUGCUGGCGUCAAAUGUGAAACCCGAUAGAGUUACUUUUCUUGCCAUAUUAUCUGCAUGUAGCCAUGCUGGAUUGGUUGACGAUGGAUUAUAUCAUUUCAAUCAAAUGAUCAAUGUGUACGGUAUCAAACCCAGACUUGAACAUUAUUCAUGCUUGAUUGCUCUUCUUGGACGUGCUGGAAGAUUACAUGAAGCUUAUGAGAUUCUACAAAGAAACCCUGAAAUCAGCAAUGAUGUUCAGCUGCUAAGCACCUUAUUUUCUGCAUGCCGUUUACACAAAAAUAUUGAUUUAGGGGUUGAAAUUGCAGAAAAACUUAUUGACAAGGAUCCUGAUGAUUCAUCAACCUAUAUCAUCUUAUCGAAUAUGUAUGCUUCUUUCGGCAAAUGGGAUGAGGUACGGAUGGUGAGAUCAAAGAUGAAAGAGCUUAGAUUAAAGAAGAAUCCGGGGUGUAGUUGGAUUGAGAUUAACCAGAAGAUCGUGCCUUUUUUUGUUGAAGACAAUUCACACUAUCAUCUAGAAGUGAUUAAUAAGUGCCUUUCAUAUCUCACUGGUCACAUGGAAGAUGAGCGUAAACCAAGUGAUAUAUCAUUUUGAUAUUAAAGCACAACAAUUUUACUAUCUCAAAUUAGUAAAGCAGGAUAAGCUUAGAAGAUGAACAUCAUGAGGAUCCUAAGACAAUGAUAUUUGGAGCUUGCAACUGGUCUUUUAAUUUAACUUAUCAAAUCCAAAUACACGGGCAUGAACAUCAUCUCGAAUUUGUUUUUUUAAAAGAGCAGGUGCGUCUACACAUACAAAUACACGGGCAUUGCAUAGAGUCUUCUCUCGGUCUAUAUUGUCGACCAAUGUACUAAAGAAGAAUAGGUUGAAUGUUAAAAUGGUAGUCUGGUACGCAAUGCUAAACAGAAGUUUUUUAACUAUAGCAGUAUGUUCCUGGACGUAACAAAUUAAAUUUGUGGCAAUAUGCCGAUAUGUACCCAUAGAGCCUAUUCUGUUCUGACUUGGGAAUCUGUUGGUGAUGCAGCUGGGGCUAGUGAGCAAACAAGUCUUACUAGACACAAAUCUAGACUCGUUACAGCGGUGCCUAAUGGAGACGAGGAGUUGGAAGAACAAGAUUUUGAAUUUUUAAGAUUAAAUUAUAAGUCCCGGAUGAAUUUUUGAACAAAAUCCCAAAAAGUAAAUCAAAUACCUUGUCGUCUAAGGCUUGAAAUGCUAGCUGCUAUGAUCAGCCUCCGGAUUUUGAAAACCACAGUUGGACCGGCACCAUAGAGUAUAUCUAUACCAACGUCAAUUUCCAUGUUAAAAAAUAUGUAUACUACAAAACAUUUGCACUUCAAUAAUAAUUUUUUAAAUUCCUUAGUAAUAUUCAGUCAAAAAAAUUAUAUAGUGGUUCAAAUAGUUGUUAGGUAAUAAUCUAGCAUAAAAAUCUCCGCAGUAAUAGAAUUAGAUUUUGUCAUAUAAAUAUUUUCUUACAGGUGCACACUGAUCGGUGUCAAAGGACUAAACUAGACUAAAAUAGUAAUAUUAGGUGUAAGCAACAUACUAUGUAACACAGUUUAUUGACCCGGUAUAAUAGAACACAGAUUUCUGUCUAAUACUAUGUCACAUAA
Trifolium pratense (red clover) is the source of this 3267-nucleotide messenger RNA. Its product is annotated as pentatricopeptide repeat-containing protein At5g27110-like. The coding region runs from base 161 to 2254 and encodes 697 amino acids. Gene Ontology annotation, biological process: RNA modification. Lineage: Eukaryota; Viridiplantae; Streptophyta; Magnoliopsida; Fabales; Fabaceae. The record is from RefSeq and is a predicted model, not a curated record. Gene Ontology annotation, molecular function: RNA binding; protein binding. The transcript has 2 exons.